AUGCUGGGGUUCGUGCCACGACAUGCUGGCCUGGUGUUCAUGCCAAGACAUGCGUGCAGCCUGGUGCUCGUGCCAAGACAUGUGGUGCUCGUGCCAAGCCAUGCUGGCAGCCUGGUGCUCGUGCAGAGACAUGCUGGCCAGCUGGUGUUCGUUGCUGGCCAGCGUGGUGUUCCUGCCACAGACAUGCUGGCCAGCGUGGAGUCGUGCCAACACAUGCUGCCCAGCCUGAGACAUGCUGGCCAGCCUGGUCUCGUGCCAAGACAGUCAGCCAGCCCGGUGUUCGUGCAUAGACACCUGGCGCUCAUGCCAAGCCUGAUGCUGGCCAGCCUGGUGAAUGCUGGCCAGCCUGAUGCUCGUGCCAAGACUGGUGUUCCUGCCAAGACGUUUGGUCAAAGGCCGCCUCUGGCGUCAGGUUAA
Molecule: messenger RNA, 417 nt
Organism: Effrenium voratum
Lineage: Eukaryota; Dinophyceae; Suessiales; Symbiodiniaceae
Source: the annotation of a GenBank genome assembly